This is a messenger RNA of Aureobasidium pullulans EXF-150, 851 nucleotides long. RefSeq lists its product as uncharacterized. The record is from RefSeq and is a predicted model, not a curated record. The transcript has 2 exons. The coding region runs from base 61 to 822 and encodes 253 amino acids. Lineage: Eukaryota; Fungi; Ascomycota; Dothideomycetes; Dothideales; Saccotheciaceae.
CAGCACAUCAUGUCGACAAUGGCAGCACUUCAGCUAUCACGCCAGCUUACACUGCGCACAAUGCGCUCACCCCAAACCUCCCUUCUCACCCGGUCACUCCUACUCUCCCGCCCCGCCAGCAGCAGUUCCAAGCCAGCACCCAAAGGCCGCCUACUCGAGAAGCCCACACGCUUCAAUCCCCCGUCCCAUCCUGCACGUCUGCCUCGCCGAAACAGACAACCUGCCUUCCAAGUCCCCUUGAGUGCAAAGGAACGCGACCAACAGAAGAAGAAGCAGUACCCGCACAUGAUGCCACCAGAGGGCACCUUCUUCCACUGGUUCCUCACGAAUCGCAACAUUCACGUUUGGAUCACCAUGUCCAUCCUCAUAUCCCUGGCCUUUUUCACCUGGCUGAACAAUUUCCUCGCCAAUACACCAUACCUCGACCAACUGCCCGCAAACAACAUGUUCUUCUCCCACCCGAUCGCUUUCCUCUCCCGCUACGCAGAUGUCUAUAAACUGCACACCGAAUACAUCAGCGCCCAAACCGCAGAACACCGACGCCAAAAAGUGGAAGAUGUGAGAAAGAGAGCAGAAUUUAGAAAGGCGCAUGGGUUGAACGAGGGAGAGGGCAUUUUCGGUGGGUGGACGGCUAGAGGGGAUGGGGAAGUUAUGGGGACGGGGGCGAAGGAGGGCGGGGAGGUGGUUGAGAGGCAGGGACAGAAGGAGAAGGAGGUGCUUGAGGCCGUUAGUGAGAAGGAGGCUGCUCCUGCUGAUGGUGAGGCAUAUACCGAUUUUGAAGGUAGGAGGAAGCCUAUUAAGAAGUGGUUGGGUAUUUGGUAGAAUAGGGAAGACGCUGAGGACAAGGAGGG